CUUACCUUCUCGAUCUCUCCAUUCAUCAACUCCUUGGUGGCAAUACGAUGGGCUGCCCAGAUUGGUGUUGCGGCAUUAUGUGCCCCCAAGCAGCAACGGAAGAGACAUUCUCGCGAGCGAAACUUCGAUGCUUUGUAUAGGAGGAUAACCAUAGACGUGCACCUUCGAACGAGGCCUCCGGUGUUAGGAGUUCGGCCCCAGAAUACGCACCGCAGGAGGCAUGCGGUACAGACUCUAUCAUUUCCGACUGUUUGCAGAUUUCUGGAUGCUGCCCAAGGAUGAGGGUAUAGAUAAGACACGGCUAGUGAGAGUGACUGAAGGCAUGAGAGAAGGGAAUCUUUGGUUUCCUGGAGAUGAGGAGCUUGUGGCGCAGGCCACAACUGAUUGGAAAGUCGAUUCAUCACAUUCAGAAAAUGCACUCGGGAAGCAAGCUGAAGAAAAAGCAGUUCAUCCUGAUUUGCACAUUCGAGACACCGAUGUGUCUGAUGCAGUGAGAAACUUGGCAGAGUCUGGGAAAUCCUUCGCGUUAGCUGGGACUCCAUCUACGGACGACAUUGAAACGAAAUCCGAGUAUGUGUGCCGCAUCACUGGGUUCUGCGAGAGGAAGAAAGAUAUUCUGAGCAUAACAGUUCUUAGCCAGAAGAAUAUUGCCUUGGUGUUCUGCUACCUGCAUCGACAUUGACUGCAUAGGCCUACCUUGUCUAGAAACCAACUCGACAUCGAAGCACUGUUGGCCCGAGUAGCAUACUGCAAAUACUAAGCCUAUUGGCUAGUCGAUAAUGUUUGCACCUGGAUAUGGAGUUACGAAUUUCAUAAUUCGCAAUACAAGUUCCAAUUGCCACAAAAGAGUCCAUUCGUCUAUGUACAAGUACCCCGUUUUAUCCAGGACGAAGCGCAUCGCAUGCAGACACGUACCAUGCCCC
Messenger RNA from Monascus purpureus, 923 nucleotides. NCBI's taxonomy places the organism in Eukaryota, Fungi, Ascomycota, Eurotiomycetes, Eurotiales, Aspergillaceae. The record is from the annotation of a GenBank genome assembly.